This is a messenger RNA of Microthlaspi erraticum, 393 nucleotides long. Lineage: Eukaryota; Viridiplantae; Streptophyta; Magnoliopsida; Brassicales; Brassicaceae. The record is from the annotation of a GenBank genome assembly.
AUGACGCAAAUCGAUGGUAAUUUGUCGGUAUCGACAUCGGCUUAUGAGUGUAAUGCUAUUUUAACAAAUGCUCAUCCCAAGGUGGUCAGCGAAGCGGUUGAGGCGACGAAAGCGGCGUAUUCAUCCUUCGAAGGUAGAUUCACGGUUCUAAAUGGGGAGUCCAGCGACUGUCGCCGAGGGGAAGUUCCAUGCGAGGAUUUAGACGUGGGAUCUGAUAUACUCAACAUUUGCAUACAUUUAGCCUUCGCAUUCUGCAUAGUUCUGUAUCUGGAGCUUAUGGCGAAGGAGCAGACCGGAGGUGAUGAUCGGAAGUGGACCAGAAGGAGAUCGGAGCAAUCGGAUGGCGAAAGCUUGACGGAACAGAGCAUUGAGCAAAGGAAACAGAGUGCUUGA